UCAUCGCUUCGCGUCCCUUUUCAUUUACGUUUCCGCCCAGAGCUCCCCUAAAAUUUCCCUCCCAAUUGCCGCUUGGUGGAGAAAUCAGAAAUGGCGGAAAGUCAAGGAAGCAGCGAGAAAAUGACAGCUAAACACAAGAAGAGAGACCCGAACCUACUCGCCUUCACCGGUGCUGCUGCUCUUCUCGCUCUCACUGCUGGCUUUGCUAUCUCCGCCUUCAAUUCUCACCGCAAAAAGUCAAAAAAGAAAGAUCUUCCGGGGUCUACUGUUCGUCUCAAUCUAUUGGCGUCUGAGAUUCUGAAAUUAGCUGACCGAAUCAUUGCUAAGUCGAAAAAGGUUUAUGAUACAGUUGCUUCUAUUCCCCUUGACAAGGUCACUUAUGCAAAUGUUAUUGCUCCCCUAACAGAUUUGGAGGCACAACAAUUUCCACUGAUUCAAUCUUGCGUGUUUCCAAAGUUAGUAUCCACUUUGGAAGAUGUGAGGAAAGCAAGUGCUGAAGCUGAGCGAAGAAUAGAUGCUCACAUUUCCACAUGCAGUAAACGUGAAGAUUUAUAUCGGGUUGUGAAAGCUUUGUCUGUGAAAGGGGAAUGGAUGAAUCCUGAAGCAAAACACUAUGUUAAGUGCCUGGUUACAGACUUUGAGCGGAAUGGUCUGAACCUUACUGUUACCAAAAGAGAGGAAGCUCAGCGUUUGAGAGCUCAAAUUGAUGAACUAAGCUUGCGUUAUGUCAGAAAUUUGAAUGAUGAUAGCUCUUAUCUUCUUUUCAGUGAGGCAGAGCUGGUUGGAUUACCACCAGAGUACCUGAAGAGCUUGGACAAGGCUGAAAAUGGUAAAUAUAAGGUCACGAUGAAGAGUCAUCAUGUUGUGGUACUGUUGGAGCUUUGCAAGAUAGGAAUGACACGGAGGAUUGUUGCCACAGCAUAUGGGAAGAGGUGUGGAGAAGUCAAUCUUUCUGUCUUAGAACAUUUGGUUGAACUACGCCACAAAUAUGCUCGGUUAUUUGGCUAUUCAAACUAUGCAGAUUAUGCUGUUGAUCUUAGAAUGGCAAAGACAUCCUCAAAGGUAUUUGAAUUCUUAGAGGAUAUCUCUGCCAAUUUAACUGACCUGGCGACUAGGGAACUCAUUGUGUUGAAAGAUUUAAAGAAGAAAGAGGAAGGAGAACUUCCAUUUGGAAUUGAGGAUCUAUUAUACUAUGUGAAGAGGGUUGAAGAAAAGCAGUUUGAUCUGGACUUUGUUGCUCUUAGGCAAUUCUUCCCUGUUGAUUUGGUUUUAUCUGGGAUCUUCAAAAUAUUGCAAGACCUUUUCGGGUUAAGAUUUCAGGAAAUUGCAGAUGCGGAGGUUUGGCACGGUGAUGUCAGUGUCUUUUCAGUGUUCGACUUAAGUUCUAAUGAACUCUUGGGUUUUUUCUACCUUGAUUUAUACAAAAGGGACGGAAAAUAUGGUCACACUUGUGUUGUGGCUCUUCAAAAUGGUGCAUUAUCAUGUAAUGGGGCACGGCAGAUUCCAGUGGCAUUGCUUAUAUCUCAAUUGCAAAAUGGUGUUGGUGGUCACCCUUGUUUAUUGAGAUUCUCUGAAGUGGUUAGCCUUUUCCAUGAGUUUGGCCAUGUGGUUCAACACAUUUGCAAUCGUGCAUCGUUUGCUAGAUUCUCUGGAUUGCGUGUUGAUCCUGACUUAGUGGAGAUCCCUUCUUUGAUGCUAGAAAACUGGUGUUAUGAGAGCUUCUCUUUGAAGUUGAUAUCUGGUUUCCAUCAGGACAUUACAAAACCCAUCAAGGAUGAAAUAUGCAGAUCACUCAAAAGAUGGAAAUAUUUCUUUUCUGCACUUAAAUUGAAGCAGGAAAUUCUUUAUUGUCUUUUUGAUCAAAUUAUACAUUCUGCCGACAAUGUUGAUAUUGUUGAGUUGUUCAAGCAUCUUCAUCCAAAGGUCAUGCUAGGUCUGCCAAUGUUAGAUGGGGCCAAUCCAGCUUCAUGUUUCCCGCGUAGUGCUAUUGGUUAUGAAGCUGCUUGUUACAGUCGUAUUUGGAGUGAGGUCUUUGCAGCCGACAUCUUUACUUCAAAAUUUCGUGAUGAUCUUUUGAACCACAAUGUUGGCAUGCAAUUUAGGGACAAGGUACUGGCCCCAGGAGGAGCAAAGGAACCCAUUGAAAUUCUAUCAGAUUUUCUCGGAAGAGAACCAACCAUACAGGCUUUUGUUGAUAGCAGGGCUGAAUAUGGUUUAUGAUUCAAAUUUUGAAUGAAAAUUGGGGCGAGGUUUGAGAUCAAAAUUAUCUGGUGGCAUCUCUAUUUCUCAGUUCCGUGCAGAAGUAAUCUAUGCUUUAUUUAUUUAUUUGUGGUUUUUCUACAUUUUGUCCUUGUUUGUAUAUAAGAUUUUGAAAGCUGCUACAGUGAAUUGUUUAAUGAUUGAUAUGGACGGCAAAGAUUGUACAGUCUUGACUGCUGAAAGCACGGUUCAUAUUCAAUGACUUGGUAAGCAGAGGCUGCUGGCUUGCUUUGCUUGA
Hevea brasiliensis (rubber tree) is the source of this 2497-nucleotide messenger RNA. RefSeq names its product probable thimet oligopeptidase. The record is from RefSeq and is a predicted model, not a curated record. The transcript is spliced from 20 exons. The coding region runs from base 91 to 2220 and encodes 709 amino acids. NCBI's taxonomy places the organism in Eukaryota, Viridiplantae, Streptophyta, Magnoliopsida, Malpighiales, Euphorbiaceae. Gene Ontology annotation, biological process: proteolysis; peptide metabolic process. Gene Ontology annotation, molecular function: metalloendopeptidase activity.